Messenger RNA from Caretta caretta (loggerhead turtle), 2527 nucleotides. Its product is annotated as repulsive guidance molecule A-like. Gene Ontology annotation, cellular component: plasma membrane. Gene Ontology annotation, molecular function: coreceptor activity. The record is from RefSeq and is a predicted model, not a curated record. Gene Ontology annotation, biological process: BMP signaling pathway. NCBI's taxonomy places the organism in Eukaryota, Metazoa, Chordata, Testudines, Cheloniidae.
CGCCGGUCUCCCUCUGCGGCUCCCUUGGCGGCGCUGGGGUGAGGGAGGCGGCCGGACCCCGCAGUCUCUCCCCGGCCGGCGGACGGGGCAGCUCUGCUCGGAGCUGGAGGCUCCCGGGCCGAUGGCUGGAUGGUUAUGGGGCCAGGCAGCCUCCCCCCGGCGGCUGUGGAGCGGCUCCGGGGGCCGCGGCGGCGGCCUCUGCUCAGCAUGGUGCUGCUGGUGUCCGUGUGCCUGGCCCCGCCGGCCGCAGUGCGUUGCCAGCAGUGCCGAAUCCAGCGCUGUAAUGCAGACUACGUGGCUUCCACAUCUCCUAACCAUGCCUUGCCAGAGGAGACACCGCUGGACGUGGAUUACUGCAUUGCCUUGCGGGCGUAUUCGGUGUGCACCAGAAAGACAGCCAAAUCCUGCCGGGGAGACCUGGUGUAUCACUCGGCCGUCUUCCGGAUCAAGGAACUCUUUACGCAGUACAACUGCUCCAGCGACGGGCCGACCUCCUCAGCGAACGCCCCUGGCACACCGGACCCUCUGGUUUCAGAGCUCUGCAGCUAUGAGAGCAGAUCUGGCUUUCAGAAGAAAUUUGCCCACUGUGGAUUAUUUGGGGAUCCUCAUUUAAGGACCUUUAAAGAUGAGUUUCAGACGUGUAAAGUGGAGGGAGCUUGGCCGCUAAUAGACAAUCAGUACCUGUCAGUCCAGGUCACCAACGUCCCAGUUGUUCUGGGAUCCAGUGCCACUGCCACCAGCAAGAUCACGCUGAUCUUUAAGAGUUACCAGGGCUGUACGGAGCAGAAGGUUUAUCAGGCGACCACAGAGGACCUACCGCUGGCGUUCAGUGAUGGCACAAGAACCGGAGGGUGGCAGGAGGGAGCCAGCAGCCUGCGCAUCCUGGAGAAGCCGGACACCGGCCAGGUGGAAAUCCAGGCCAACUACAUUGGCAGCACCGUCAUCAUCCGCCAAGUGGGCCGCUACCUCACCUUCGCCAUCCGUGUGCCGGAGGAGACCCUGAACCUCUCGGAGGAGAGCGCCGGCCUCCAGCUCUGUCUGCAUGGCUGCCCGAAGAACGAGCUGAUCCAGGAGCACAGGCUGAGCCUGGCGAGCUCUAGCCCGCUCUGGCCCAGCUCUCGACGGGCCUACACGGUGGAGAUGGCCACCGAGCAGUGUCGCCACAUCCUGCAGGUGGAGGACGUGUAUUUCCAGUCCUGCGUCUUUGACCUGCUCACCACGGGGGACCCCGAGUUCUCCAUGGCUGCUUACGGGGCCUUGGAAGACUUGAAGGCGCUGUACCCCAGCAGACUCAAGUUGCAUACUGUGUCCAAGGCUAUUAACGUGGCCACUGGUGCUCCGGAGCCUGGGCAGCCCGCUGCCUCGUUAGUCUGGUGCGGUCUUGCCUUCCUAAAGCUGCUCUGGUGCUGCUAAUGAGUGUGGAUCUUUUGCCAAUAUUGGGCCCCAGUAUAGGAAGAGAGAAGCCCCUGGUACCUCCCAGCCUUGGAGCAGAGUGGAGGGUCCAAAUUCUCCUCCCACCAAGCCGGCCUGCUUGGUCCAGCUGACUCCCACUCUCCAUUGCUAACUGAAGGCGAAGUGCGGCUUGCUCAGAUAUUCUGGUCUCCACUGAAGCCCAUAAGCCACAGCUGCCCCCCCGCCUUGUGAGCAAGAGUUGGGGACCAGCAUUGGCUCUUGCUUCGCCAGGGCUGCUGCUUAGGAGGUUGGCCAGACUCUCAACUGGCCAGCUCCGAGGGAAAUGCUGCCCCCAUCCAUAGCACCUGCUUACCGACCCCUUCUCCGUCACUGAUGUGCGAGCAGAAGGCCCCUCAUUCCUUCCCCACCCCGUCCUCCAGAUAGAACCUCCUCCAGCUUUCCCUACUGCUGGCCCUUCGAGGGAUUUCUCUGCCAUCUCAUGGCUGCCGUGCUCCUAGGUUGACCCCAUGCUGACUUGGUGUUCUUACCAAGCGCUCAGCUUCCCUGUGCCAUGAUGAGCAAAUUGGGCGGGGAUACUACACGGCUGGGGCUGUUACUGGGAGUGGCCCCUUGUUUCCUCUGCGCUCCAAAUCCAGAGCGAUGGCUGUAGAAACAAAGCAAACUAAGAAGCCCUCUCUGCAGGUAGCCACGUGCCUCAGGAAACUACGCCCUGAAACCUGGCUGCUUUCCAGUGCCCCUGAGGAAAGCUGCCGGUUGGGGUAGGAAGGGACAGGGGGAACUCUCGCGCUGUUCCUCCCACAGAACUGUCUAGCCUGUGAAAUGGUCACGAUGGCUCAUGCCCGUAGCCUGCUCCACCCCAGACACACGCUCCGUGGCUUCAGCUAGCCCAAGCCCAGAUAGAGCCCUUUGUGGAUUUGGGAGCUGCUGACCCUGAAGAAGCAGCUUCUCUUAUUAUCACUGCUAAGAUGUGUAGAUUUGUGCUCUCCAGCCUGUAAAUGUCUGUACGACUGGUGUUCCUCCACGCAGCUGUUCUUUGUGGACUUCAUAAACCUCCCCCCAACCAGCUGUUAAUAGCAUUUUAACCUCAAUUGUCAUUAAACCGCUGUUUUUUAAA